AACGAUUGGAGUCCUACGUAAGGAGCAUUUCGGGAGAUGAAAAAGUAUUACUUUACAGCAGAUUAUUAGGCAAACAUAAUCUUGAUUUCGGUUUAAUUCGUUUAAACAAUUGCUCAGUUCCAUUUUCCUCACUUUUAUUUAAUGUAAUUGUUCGAGAACAAUUAGUUAAUUGGUUUAAAAAAAAACAAGCAAGUACAGUAGGCCUUCAGUGUUUAUCAAGAUUACACGUUUAGUGAUACAUUCUUAGAUAAAAUGACAUUUUAUUGUGAAAAACGUGAGAAGUGUCACCUGUCCCGUCCUGCUGGACUGAGCGAGCGUCUUGUGUUUGGAGAGAGGACACGCUGAUAAGAUCCACGCACGAGACUCUCCACCGUGAAUUCAACUGAAUGGUGACCGAUAACAGAAGAUGGUCAGUACAGGAAUGUGUUGUGCCAGCCUGGAGGAGCCCCAGACCCUGAUGAAGAUGGGUCUGAGCAUGAUCCUCAUCGGUCACGUUAACUUCCUGUUGGGAGCGCUGGUGCACGGCGUGGUGCUCCGACACAUCGCCCUCCACAAGCAGGCCCGGACCUUGGAGUACGCCAUCUCCAAUGUGGUCGCUCUCACCUCUGGCCUCGUCGGAAUUGUUGUUGGCAUUCUGGCUAUUGUCCUGUCUAAAAACAAGAAGAGUAGAGGCCUGACGUGGUCACUCUUCGCAGUCGGCCUGGCUGCAGCUCUCAUGGCGGCGGCCUCGGCCGUCGGACUCUCCGUGUCUGUGGUGAUGGCCGUCCUUCACGGCGGGCGGAGCCUCCUGAGUCACUGCCGCUUCCCCGACGCCAUUGGCUACUCCAGCAUCACCAACGAGUGUCCCUUUGACCCCACACGCAUCUAUAGCACCACUCUGAUUCUCUGGGUGCCUCUCAUCGUGACUUGUGUCAUCCAGAUGGUGUUUUCCGGCCGGUGCUUUGCUCUCUGCGUUUCAUUCCUGGGUCUGCCUUGCUGCCCUAACAGGAAGAGAACCGGGGACUUUGGCAGAGCGCUAAAUGUGGUGAGUCCGACGGAGAAAGCUGCUCCCUCUCGCUACACGGAGCCUCCAAGAAGCUACACUGAACCUCCAAGAAGCUACACUGACCCUCCAAGAAGCUACACUGACCCUCCAAGAAGCUACACUGACCCUCCAAGAAGCUACACUGACCCUCCAAGAAGCUACAAAGAACCUCCAAGAAGCUACACUGAGCCUCCAAGAAGCUACACUGAGCCUCCAAGAAGCUACACUGAGCCUCCAAGAAGCUACAAAGAACCUUCAAGAAGCUACAAAGAACCUUCAAGAAGCUACACGGAGCCUCCAAGAAGCUACAAAGAACCUUCAAGAAGCUACACAGAACCUCCAAGAAGCUACCGCAAACCUCCAAGACGGAAUACCGAACCUCCAAGACAGCAGCACAGACCUUCUCCCCCUCCCCAGAAGCUUCCCCAUCAGCAUCAGAGUCUUCCUCCCUCGGAGAGACGGCCUCUCCAGCCGUACAGAGAAAGGUCAGACAGGAAAAGGCAAGAAACGAGGGUUGGCAGCCAGCAAAGGGCACCGGAGCAGCACCAACUGCUGGAGAGGGGCACGCAGGAAAGGUCCAGCUUCUGGAUUUAGACACGUGUGACAUACCUGAGCUCCUUGAAGACCACAUGCUGUGAGGGUAUCUGCUAUAUGAACAUUCUGAGGCUCAGACUGUUGGCACAGUGUGCAGGAUCCCGGUUAUGUGAACGUCCUUUAUGAAUGUUUAUUUAAUCUGUACAAAACGUUAAGGUUACAGAAACGUCAAGUUUUGGAUUUACCAGUGAUUUGUGUGUUGGACUAUUUCUUGGAUGUGAGCAGUGAGAGUUUUUAAUUUAUGUACGGAGUUACUUUGCUUUGCAUGAAACUGGGAUUGGGGAGAAAAACCGCUGGUUCUGUCCAGUUCAAAACUUUCCCAUUUAACUAAUUUGUACACAAGCAGAAAGGUUACAGCUCAUAAGGCCAGGCUAGCUGUUCCCCCCCUGCGUUGUCUUUAUGCUAUGCUAAGCUAAGCUAAUCAUGUCCCAUUUAGUGCACAUGAGUGGUAUCGAUCUUCUCGUCUAACUCUCGGUAGGAAAGCAAUAAAGUUCCUUUUAAUGUUUGAGUUUACACAUGGAGGCAUGUACAGUAGAAAAGGGACAUGCAGUGUCCAGAGUGUAUGCCUCCAAGCUUUUAUCUGUUUUUAUCAAGGAUGGAGAUGUGUGUGUGCAAGUCAAGAUAUGCCAGUACUGCAAGUUUCUGUAUUUAUUUUGACCGGUAAAUAAAGUUUUUAUUCCAAAUCCUG
Molecule: messenger RNA, 2306 nt
Organism: Cottoperca gobio
Lineage: Eukaryota; Metazoa; Chordata; Actinopteri; Perciformes; Bovichtidae
Product: salivary glue protein Sgs-4-like
Exons: 6
Coding region: 407-1618 (403 amino acids)
Source: RefSeq, a predicted model, not a curated record